Oryzias latipes (Japanese medaka) is the source of this 4968-nucleotide messenger RNA. It is a transcript of the gene znf518b, whose product is annotated as zinc finger protein 518B. Gene Ontology annotation, biological process: regulation of gene expression. The record is from RefSeq and is a predicted model, not a curated record. Gene Ontology annotation, cellular component: nucleus. NCBI's taxonomy places the organism in Eukaryota, Metazoa, Chordata, Actinopteri, Beloniformes, Adrianichthyidae.
AUUAUACUGAACACAGAAGGAUUUUGUAAAAAUAAAUAAAUUAAUAAAUAAAGUUAAAUGAAAAAUAACAAUAAAAGCAUUCACAGUGGAUUUACAUUGCUGAAAGUACAAGGCAGUACUUUUGUGGAUUUAAAGUUGUUCUAACUGUAAGGGCAGUGAUAUAUAGUACUGUUUAAAACACCUGUCAGUUUAUACGCCCAUCUAUUUGACCAUGCUUUUAUUUCGAAAAAUAUCAGCUUGUUUUCCGGAACGUUGCACGGACGCUAGCAGUCGGCUAAUGACAAGCUAACCUAGAGCGGUUUGGUUUGCUGCGUUCACAAGCGCCGUUAUCACGUGAAAAUGUGGUGAAUUAAGGGCAUUUAUCUGUUCAGAGAAUAUUCAACAAACUAAAGCUUCCGUUUCGUCGCAUUUAAUUAGUAGGAAGUAGGAAAUUGGAGUCGUUUGUUAACCCAAACAUUGGAAAAACGGAGCGUCGUCUCCGAGAUCCUCCUGCUUUGGUAUUUCAAGGCCUUUUCCAACCGUUCAGAGGGAGACAGCUCGGGAAGGAAGCUUCAGGAUGCCGACUUAGGUGGACACCUGCCGCGCAGAUCAUCCACUGCGUGUCAGACAGCUCUCCUAAGGAACCGACCCUGGGAAUUAACUGAAGAUGGAUGUUUAUUUUGUAGGAUAACCAGGUGAUCUCGCAGUCACCAUGAAGCCUGUCAGCUAUCAAAGCAUGCAGUCAUCUUUGAAUGGCGGGCAUCCUAACUUUACGUUGGACCGGCUACUGAGCACUUCAAGCGUGAAAUACUGUGAGAAGUGUGGCUUUGCCUCGACGGACGCCGCAGUGUAUAAGAAGCACAUGAUGGAGCACGCAGAGACGAGGUUUUACUGUUUCAUUUGCAACCACGUGUACGGCAGCGAGGCAGAGCUCAGCGAACACCUGCAGCAGCAUACUUCAAAGUUCCCGCUGAAAUGUCCGCACUGCGGACAGGGAUACAUGAGAAAGCGAUGCCUCGUGAAGCACAUUGAACGUUUACACACUAAAAACAUUAACCAAGGACCUGCUAAGCCCGGUGUGACAAAAAGUCCCCUGGUUUCUGUCCCCAGUGCCUUAACAAGUGCAUCAACUGCUGAUCGGUCACUGCUUCCCCCCGUUGUCCAUGUGACAGUACCCACCCCAAUCGCGCCCGCUGUCAGACUGGGAAAGGAUGAACAAAGAGGGAAAACACUUAACUCUAAUGUGUCAAAUAACGGCAACAUCGAACACAUGUCGGCCUUGCAGGGUCUCAUUCAGCACAAUAGGGCUCUAACGGUCUCUCUGCCCGAGGAAGUGUCGAUACCUGCAGGCUGCCUGGUUGAACUCAUGGAGGUGAAGACGGUCAACGGGACGAAGGAGCUAAAGCUGAGGCUCAUCUCUAAACAAGAGAAUGAGUCUGUGAUAAAAGAAACAAGAACUGCAGCUUCACAUAAUAUUUUACCAGAGAAACCACCAUCGUCUACGCUGCACUGUCCAAAUACAUCGCGGUCCGUGAGCAUGGGCAUGUGCACAGUCAACAGGAAACCGUGUGAAAUCAACGUGGAGCGUCCCGCCGUCAUCCCAGCCAGCGCUCCCAAAAAACCUUCGAUUCCAGUCAGCAAAGAGACAAGUGGAUUGAAAAGAACAUCGCCAGAAAUAAUAAAUCUGGAGGCUGUCAUCCCAAACAAGGUCUCCAAAAGCCUCCUCAAUCCUGUCAGGGAAGGAAACAGUGGGUACAGACCAAUCAAAUCAGCUCCUGUGAACCAUAACACCGGCCCUCCUGCUGUCAUCUGCAGCAAGGUGGUCAGCAGGCCGAGUACCACAACAACACACGCAGGCAGCUUGGGAAAUGGUGUACUUCCGAGGGUGGUGGAGGACAGAAAGACUUCCCUUUUAGAGCAUCCCAAGAGUAUCGCAACCAGGAGGCCAUCUGACAAUAUCCGGGACCCAUCCGCUGCUGUGAAGGUGGAACCAGGGCAGAUUCACCUGAAGAGCAAGCCGGGUAAAGAGGUGGGAAGCUUGAACCAGCAAAACAGGCCAGUUUCUAAACCCUCCAGUCUUCCUCUCGUUACAGCUCCACAAACAAGACCUCCUUCAGUUUUAGUCGGCAAAGAAAGCGUUGCCAAAAAAACCUUUCCGACUUCAAGGAAUCUAAGCAUCAGACCGUCAAUACAAACAUCAAGUUCUACUAAUCAAACAAAUAGAAAUAUGUCAUCUUGGAUCCAGGAGGCUAAAUCCAAAGAGAUGGCAGGAGGAUACAUGUCACAAACACAGAAUUUUCCAGUAAUUUCUUCUGUGUUUUCGUUAAGCGAGCAGCCGCAGGAAGGCCAAGGUUUAAUGCAGCCACUGGUCAUGGCUCUGCGAGGAAUAGUGAUGGAUAAAAACCAUGUUUCCUGCAGUCCAACUCAAGACCACGGCGCAACAAUAAAUGACACAGAGCAAACGUGUAUGGCUGCCUCAUCAGAGCAGCGCGUUAACAACGUUAUUAAACUUACACCCUCCACCUGCAAAGUGUUACCGAUGGAGAAAAAGAGUGAGUCUGUUAAAGAGGAAGAGCAGGAUAAGAGCUUUCAGCAUCCACCUGUUGUGGUCCAUAAAGACACUCCCAUUAAAGAGGAAGGAAGUGUGAUUGAAGCAGCAGGAAAGGCUAAAAACAACCAUGCUUUGGCUUCAGAAUCACCAGAGUGCAAAGAAUCUAGAUGUUCCUCUAACACGGAGGCACCGGUGGCCGCAGAAAACAGACCGCCACAAACGGGCACAAGUCAGGAUGUUAUCUCCUCCAAGUUUUUGACUAUCUCUUUAAAGCGAGUUCAGGUGGGCGUGUGGAAAAAAAACAAAAAAGGACCCAAACUUGGAAUAUCCGGAUGUAAGCCUCGGGUACCUGGAGGUAGCCUCACUGACUGUACCGUUAUUUAUCCAAUGCCACUGAAGAAGGACCAGCCGGUGAAAAGACCGGGUCCCAACCAGCCGGUGGUGGUCCUGAACCAUCCGAAACCCCGCUCCUCUGCAAAGGGAAUGAAGGUGGACUCUGUCGCAGACACCUCUGAGGCCGUCCCAAAGUGCCAAAUCUUGAAGAUGAGACUGAGCAAAGUGAUGGGAGAAAAAUACGAGGUGAUGGGAUGCACCGUCGGCGGUUUUCAGUGAAUGUAUUGUCCACGUGUGGAUGUAAAUCUGCAAUUACCAGAAGAAAAAAAAGUCGGUUUUAACGAUGGUGGUGUUAUCUACUCAAUAUGAAGGCUGUUAUUUUCCUAUAGAGAUCAUAAAAACCACAACCGAUGUUGUACCAUAUGUAAUAUUCAAGUGCAAUGCAGGCUUUGAUUCCAGGCCUUGGACUGAACACACAGAUGUAUAAUAGUGUUUGAAAAAUUUGUCAACUUGUCUGAUGUACCGAUGCAUGUUUUUUAUUUAAAACAAAUGUUUCUAAACUGAAAAUUCUCUAAAGGUUUACCUUUCCAUGCAGCAGACUGAAAAAACCACAGUUUCAAUGAGUGUUUAAUGGUUGAUGUUAUGACUUAUUUCUACGUCCCAUUUCACAGGAAAUAUUAGGCAGGACAGCUGUGUUUAAGUAUUAUUUAAGUAACUCAAUCGCGGGCAAAGUGGAAAGAAAACACUGUUUACCUGUGUUCAUAAUCAUGGGUCUGUGUGUUGGGACAGUUUGUCAUCAUUUUGGUCUGUUGCUGAUGUUCAUAGACCCCCAUAGAGGAUCUUAGACCGGCCCAAAGCAGAUUUUAAGUGCUGCAAAAUGUGUUGGAUUCGGGAAAAACAUCAAACACACAGAGCCUUAUUCUGAUAUGGAAAUAAUUUUAAUUGACACUCAAAAGUGUACUUUUGUAGAUGAAUCUUCCUGUGUUUGUUUUUGUUACAUUUCUUUUUGGUUUUCUGUUAAUUUUGUCUGUUAUGGAUCAAAACUUCACAUUUUUUCCUCUUGUCUGAUCAUUUUGGAACCACAGGCUAUUGGAAGUUUCUGGAUAUUGAUCUGAAUGUCAAAACUUUUUUUUCCCUAUAGAUGAUUAAAAAACAUGAGAAUACUGACAGAGCAGGCAACAGAGUUGAACAAAAACAGAAUACUAUAACCUUCACUUGUAAAGAUAUUAGGUAAAGGGAAAUCCUUGAUGGUUACUACACAACAACAUACACAUUUCUUUUAGUUUCAUCUCAAGUAUUGAACUUCCCUGUCCUCCGAACUGUGUGUUGUAAAAUAAUUGCUAUCAAUUGACUUGGAUUCAUAUAUAGUUGUGGCUAUAUUAGUCAUCAGAAGAUCAUCAAAUGGGUGAACUGCUGCAACAGUCAGGAAGCUGCUGUCUUGUUUGUGUUACCUGCUGUAAAGACACUAGCUGUGGACAUUUUUAAGCGCUCCAACUUUCUUUUCUUUUUUUUUUUUUUAAACGUGUCGUCAAUAUGACAACCAUAAUCUGAUUUAUAUUCAGGCAGCAUUGGGACACCUUCAUGUCCUUAAUAUAAAGCUAUGUUUAAGGUGCUAGACAUUUCAAUUUCUACAUUUUGUUUGCCCAUUUUUUUUGACAAAACAGUGUAAACAUAAAUAAUACAUAUAAAUAUAUAUAUAUAUUUUGCCACAUUUCAGAGUUUAUUGUGAUUAUGGCGACAAAUCUAACAAGAUAAAGACCUGGUGGGGACUGACAGCAUUUACAGCCACACUCAUGCUGUGCAGUCCCUGUUGUGGAUUUUUUUCGUUGAAUGUUCUUACUGGACAUGUUUCCCGGACUUUUAAGAUUUUCCUCAUUUGUGCGAGACAGAAGUGUUGUUUUUAUUACAUUCUUCGUGUUUAUUAAUGUUGUGCUCAAUGCUUUUAUAAUAACACUUAUGUAACGACUUUUUUCUAUUAAAAAACAUGGAACGUUGAACUUGGAUUCUCAUGUUUUUCUUGUGUAAAUAGAAAUCAAAUCGUCUAAUGCUUUUUAGAAUUGAGUCAUGUACAGAUGAAGUUCAUAUUAAAAGAUUCGUGACAAGUA